CAGCCUGGCACUUCCGCUCAGCUGAGGCGCAGAUGACGCCGGGACUCAGGCCGCAUUACAAAUCACUCCAUCCUGCCUGCACAAGAACACUACGUAGAACUGGAACUCAUAGGUUGCUGGACUUCUAAGAAACCCAGAUACCUGUCGACUAGCCACGGUUGCGUCGGACAUGUUGGGCCCAUCACUCACUAUGACCAACUGGUGCGCUCCGGGUUACUCAUUGAAGACGUUCUACAGAAGGCUGCACUUUGGCAGCUUGAGAAGCUGCAGGGCGAGAUGGAAAGAUAUACCAACCUUCCUCUAUCUUGUCCAAAGAGCGAAGAGAACAGGAUGGAUGGUGGUGCCAUAGCGUCAAGAAUUUUCAAACUAGAGCAUAGAGUUAGGCCUGAGGACAAAGUAAAGGACGGUGCUUUAAAGAAUAAAGACGAAAAAGUAGAGGAAUGGGACAGUGACAAGGAUUGUGCAAAGCCACCUCCCCCUCAGGGGUGCUACAUUCAUGGCGGUGUUGGCACUGGAAAAACGGUGCUAAUGGACAUAUUUUACUCCAAUGUAAAAAAUCCCAGGAAAAAAAGACUUCAUUUUAACGCCUUUAUGUUAGACGUCCACAGAAAGAUCCACCGGCUGAAGUCGAGUCUGCCGAACCGUAGCUCGGGCGAACUGACAGCGUCCAACCCCGUCUUCUCUGUUGCUAUGGAGAUGGGUGCAGAAACCUGCCUCUUAUGCCUGGAUGAGUUUCAGGUGACUGACAUCGCCAGUGCCAUGGUUCUCAAGCAGCUGUUUGAGGGAUUGUUCACAUGUGGCGUGGUGCUGGUGGCCACCUCCAACCGACCGCCAGAAGAACUCUACAAAAACGGUCUUCAGAGGGCUGCUUUUGUGCCUUUCAUCGAUGUACUCAAGGAGAACUGCUACAUUGUCAGAUUGGACACAGGAUUAGAUUACCGCAAGAGGGAGAUGGAACUGGCGGCCAGGAAACUUUAUUACACAUGGAGUGAACUCGACGCUGAGGUUGCCGUGAAUACGCUCUUCUGUGAAUUGGCGUCCAGACAAAACGAUGUAACCAGACCAAGAGCAUUGUGCGUGCAAGGCAGAGAGGUGACGCUGAACCGGACCUGUGGGACCAUUGCUGAUUGCACUUUCCAAGAGCUUUGUGAGCGACCAUUAGGUGCCAGCGAUUAUCUGGAGAUUGCGCACCAUUUUGACACGGUUAUUGUCCGGGGCGUUCCUCGGCUGAAGGUUGCACUGAGGGAACAAGCCAGACGCUUCAUUACACUCAUCGACAUCUUAUAUGACCAGAAGGUGAGGGUGGUGGUGUUAGCCGAAGCCCCUCUGUACCAUCUCUUUGAUGGAGGCUCUAUGUCUGGAGAGGAAGAGCGAGAUCGUCUGAUGCUCGAUGAGCUCGGCCUCACUAAUGGAGCAGGGAAGCGCCUAGCGCUCUUCACAGGCGAGGAGGAAAUUUUUGCCCUCCAGAGGAUGCUGUCCCGGCUCACUGAGAUGCAGACCAAGCAGUACUGGACUCAAGUCGACCAAAGGCUAAUGACAAAGAACUGUUCAUAGUGUUGGACCCUGUCACUGGCGCGCCCUGUGUGGUGUAAUGUAACUAGAAGAUUUCGUCAGUUUAUAUAAGGUUCAUAGGUAGUUCAUCAGAAAAGUAACAUGAGCACAUGAGCAAUGUAUACAUGUACAUGUACUUCCACGUUUAAAUCCGUAUAUGUACAGUGUGUGUUUUAUAAAUAAGAUAAAUAAAUAAGGGAAGGUAAAGAGCAUCCCCUAGUGGUCGCCUGUUUGGGACCAGCAGGAAAAAAAUAGGUGUUAAAGAAAAUAUUUGGAUCUUAGUAGGGAAAAUACAUCAUGUUUUAUGUGAAAUAGAUUAUAGA
This is a messenger RNA of Clarias gariepinus (North African catfish), 1874 nucleotides long. RefSeq names its product AFG1 like ATPase b (gene afg1lb). Gene Ontology annotation, molecular function: ATP hydrolysis activity; ATP binding. The coding region runs from base 277 to 1554 and encodes 425 amino acids. The record is from RefSeq and is a predicted model, not a curated record. Gene Ontology annotation, cellular component: mitochondrion; cytoplasm. NCBI's taxonomy places the organism in Eukaryota, Metazoa, Chordata, Actinopteri, Siluriformes, Clariidae. The transcript is spliced from 13 exons.